GUUGCCUUUACCUGGUAGAUGCGAUAGGAGGAGACCCAGAGGUUCUGCAAGGAGAUGCUGAAACUUACUAUGAAAAACUCUUGAAGAAAUCUUCGUCUGUUCCUGAUGUUUUUUUGAUCCCUGGAGGAGGAGAGGUUAAACUUGAAGAUUCCUGUGUGUGUUUUGUCCCCCUCUACCGAAAUAAUCCUACUUGCAAAAUGUUGCUGUUAACUGAUCCAAAGGAUAAAGAGACAGUUUUGGCAAUUUAUCUGAACCAUUGUUGGUGGCCUGUUGAAGAUGUAGUAAAGACAGCUGAUCCUUCUAGAGAUGGGCUAAUUUCGGUCCAGACAUUUGGAGAAAGGAUUGUCCUCUUUGUUCUGAACUACAUUAUUUUUGGAAUGCUGGAAGGGAGUUCAGCUAAUGAUGCAUUUUUUCUACCCCACUCUGCCACGGAAUGUGCCAAGAUACUCUGGAGAAAUGGUGAGGCUGUUGCCUUUUACUCGGUCAAGAUGAAAGGAAGCCUAUGUGAUGGUACAACCAGUCAAUGUUACUUGCUACCGGUUUUGGAUACUAUAUUUGUCCGGAGAAAGUACAGAAGAGGUGGCCUAGGGAUGAAAAUGCUGCAUGAUUUCUGUCAGUCUUUCAUGGCUGAGGAUGCCUUGGGGAUCAGCUGCCCUAUUUCUGCUGCCAUGUGUCGAGUUUGCCAGAAAUACUUGCAGACUUACCCUGAUGAGCAGAAGCGACUGUGGGAGGUGGAAGCACCGGGAGAUUGGAGCCAGCGAGUGAAUAUCUGGUUAAAAAUUCAGAUGGAGUCAUCCCCUUCAGGAAAGGCUGAAGCGGGCUUUUAAACCAGUAAACCCAGGCAAUCAGAUAUGGACCAGAUGAGUAAGGGUGUUGAAUACAUUCCUGGUGUUGGGAAAGUGGCAAGAGAUGCCACAGAAAAAAAAGAUGACACAACAGCAGCAGGGACUCUAAAUUCACAGGGUCAUGAACAAGAGGACCUACAAUAAGGUGCAGGAAAUGCUCAGCAAUGCAAAGGAUUCAGAAAAGCAGGCCCUGGGGGCUCAGUUGGAGACAAGGCCACCAAACAAUUCAGAAUUAUACCAUAA
Messenger RNA from Tauraco erythrolophus (red-crested turaco), 1088 nucleotides. It is a transcript of the gene FAM169B, whose product is annotated as Protein FAM169B. Lineage: Eukaryota; Metazoa; Chordata; Aves; Musophagiformes; Musophagidae. The record is from RefSeq and is a predicted model, not a curated record.